CUCCGCGACAGCGUUAGGGUACAAUUUUCCUGUACGUAAGCGGCACAUGACAGUCUAUGAAGUUCACCAAUGGUUGGCCCCCGAAAUAGUUGCCGAAUCCAAUCUGGCGUGAUAUUGUUUGACACGCGCUGUAAUUUGAAGAUCUAGAAGGGUUGAAUAUUAAAAAGGCAAAACCUGCUUAUAGUGGAACCAGGUUUCGGUCUUCACCAUCCCUUUAUGAAAAAUAGAGAAGCGUACGUUGAGCAUAUUCCAAUUUCCAAAAUCUGAACAUAAAAAGCAAACGGUUCGGCCGAUUUACGCCGAGCACUAAAUCGAAGCGUUUUUUUUUUCGUCAGAAUCUCAGUUCUCUUCCGGUAUUCUUCCGUUUCGAUUUUUGUAUUAUAAUCGGAGAAUAUGCAUUCGAGUCACUUGCUUCUCGAGGAGCCGAUAAGGAUGGCUUCAAUUCUGGAGCCAUCAAAAGCUAGUUUCUUUCCUGCAAUGACGAAGAUUGUGGGAACUUUAGGCCCUAAGUCUCGAUCCGUUGAGAUUAUUUCUGGCUGCCUUAAGGCUGGAAUGUCUGUGGCUCGGUUCGAUUUUUCAUGGGGUAACCCAGAGUAUCACCAGGAGACACUUGAAAACUUGAAGGCCGCUGUUAAAACCACUAAGAAGCUUUGUGCUGUUAUGCUGGACACAGUGGGCCCUGAAUUGCAGGUUGUUAACAAAAGUGAGAACUCCAUUUCACUACAGGCAGAUGGUGUUGUUGUAUUAACACCAAAUCAAGAACAGGAAGCCUCAUCAGAAAUUUUGCCUAUCAAUUUUGAUGGGCUAUCCAAGGCAGUGAAACCAGGAGACACCAUUUUUGUUGGUCAGUACCUAUUUACUGGAAGUGAAACUACGUCUGUGUGGCUGGAGGUUUCUGAGGUGAAGGGUGAUGAUGUGGUUUGCGUAAUAAAGAACUCUGCCACUUUGGCAGGGUCAUUGUUCACUCUACAUGCCUCUCAAAUUCGCAUUGGCAUGCCUACUCUUUCUGAUAAAGACAAGGAGGUUAUAAGUACUUGGGGAGUUCAAAACAAAAUUGACUUUCUCUCACUCUCUUACACCCGACAUGCAGAAGAUGUUCGUGAGGCUCGUGAGUACCUCUCUAAGCUUGGUGACCUUGGCCAGACACAAAUUUUUGCUAAGAUUGAAAAUGUGGAGGGAUUAACCCAUUUUGAUGAGAUCUUGCAAGAAGCUGAUGGGAUCAUCCUUUCCCGUGGGAAUUUGGGCAUAGAUCUCCCACCUGAGAAGGUGUUCUUAUUCCAGAAAGCUGCCCUUUACAAGUGUAACAUGGCUGGGAAGCCUGCAGUGGUUACUCGAGUUGUGGACAGUAUGACUGACAACCUGAGACCAACUCGUGCAGAAGCAACUGAUGUUGCCAAUGCUGUGUUGGAUGGAAGUGAUGCAAUUCUUCUUGGUGCUGAGACUCUUCGGGGACUAUAUCCUGUUGAAACCAUUUCUACUGUUGGCAAAAUUUGUGCUGAGGCAGAAAAAGUUUUUAAUCAAGACUUGUAUUUCAAGAAAACGGUCAAAUAUGUUGGAGAACCAAUGACCCACUUGGAAUCUAUUGCUUCCUCUGCGGUACGAGCAGCUAUUAAGGUGAAGGCAUCUGUCAUUAUUUGCUUCACUUCAUCAGGAAGGGCUGCCAGAUUGAUUGCCAAAUAUAGGCCCACAAUGCCAGUUCUGUCUGUUGUCAUCCCCCGGCUUAAGACAAAUCAACUGAGAUGGAGCUUCAGUGGGGCCUUUGAAGCAAGGCAAUCACUCAUUGUCAGAGGUCUCUUCCCUAUGCUUGCUGAUCCACGACAUCCUGCGGAAUCUACGAGUGCAACAAAUGAAUCUGUCCUGAAGGUUGCUCUUGAUCAUGGAAAGGCCUCAGGAGUUAUUAAGUCUCAUGACAGGGUAGUUGUUUGCCAGAAAGUUGGAGAUGCAUCUGUGGUUAAAAUUAUUGAGCUUGAAGAUUAAAAUCAUUCUCUUCUAAAGCCAUAUAGGGGCAUGUUUUCUACACUUCUGACAGUAGGAGGUGGAUUCUACUGUAACCUGCGAGGUUUCUAUCUCUCUCCAGGUUUUUUAGACAGACUUGUGUUUUGGAAUGUAUUAAGAAUGUACGCUGGCAAUUAAUUUUUGCCCAUUAUGAAUGCCAUGGCAGGCAGAUCUAUGUUUUCCAUUCAGCCAGAAGUUUUUGAGUUGGUUUGCUUCUUGGCUUUAUACUCCAAUCCAUUCUUUAGUGGAAAGUUUUUGACUUCUUGACUUCUCUAAAAA
Messenger RNA from Jatropha curcas, 2274 nucleotides. RefSeq names its product pyruvate kinase 1, cytosolic. Gene Ontology annotation, biological process: glycolytic process. The record is from RefSeq and is a predicted model, not a curated record. NCBI's taxonomy places the organism in Eukaryota, Viridiplantae, Streptophyta, Magnoliopsida, Malpighiales, Euphorbiaceae. Gene Ontology annotation, molecular function: potassium ion binding; magnesium ion binding; pyruvate kinase activity.